GAAAAUGCAUUAUACAACAUCGUGUACACUUUAUAACAAACGCACACGAGUUCGUGUUAUUGACUACCAGAUGUUUGUAGCAACUGAAGUAAACGAGAUACAUGUUUCGUAUGUAGUUUGAUAGUUUCUCAACGAGCGUAAUAAUAUUUAAUUAAUAAUUUCACAAUUAAGUUAUGGCCACUGUAGGCAUCAAUGGAUUUGGUAGAAUAGGAAGGAUGUGUCUUCGUGCUUGCAUAGAAAAGAGUAUUGAAGUUAAACUAAUCAACGAUCCUUAUAUUACAACCGAUUAUAUGUUAUAUUUAUUCAAAUACGAUUCAACUCAUGGCACCUAUCCGUUAAGGCUGGAGUGCGAAGACGGGAAUAUUGUUAUUGCAGAUAAGAAAAUCUGCACAUCGCAAGAAAAAAAUCCAAGCAAAAUAAAAUGGAAAGAUGCUGGCGUUGUUUAUGUAAUUGAAGCUACUGGUGUAUUUAAUACCUUGGACAAAGCAGGGUUACACAUGGACGGCGGCGCUAAAAGGGUUAUUAUCACGGCACCAUCCGUUGACGCGCCAAUGAUUAUUUUUGGCGUGAAUCAAAGUUGUUACGACCCAACAAAAAGUAAAAUCGUAUCAACUGCUUCCUGCACAACCAAUUGUGCAGCACCGCUUAUCCAAGUUAUGCACGAAAAUUUCGAUGUUAUCGAGGUGAUGAUCAGCAGCGUGCAUGCUUUGACACCGUCCCAAAGAAUUUUGGAUGGACCUAUAGAGAGAGGAAAAUUAUGGAGAGAUGGCAGAAGCGGUGUACAAAAUAUAAUUCCAACAUCUUCUGGAGCAGCCAAAUCGUUGGACAAAAUUAUUCCUGACCUGAAAGGCAAAAUUUCUGCAAUAGCUUUCAGAGUACCGGUCCCAAAUGUCUCUUUGUGCGAUAUGACGUUCAGGGUGAACAAGCCCACGACAUACGAAGAAGUGAAGGACGCAAUGAAAAUGGCGUCGGAAGUUUCUCACGCGAACAUCAUCGGCUACACAGACGACGACUGCGUGUCAUCUGAUUUCAUGAACACGAGUUAUUCGUGUAUAUUUGACGCGAAAGCUGGCAUUCCGCAAACAAGUACAUUCAUCAAAGUUGUCGCAUGGUACGACAACGAGUACGGUUACGCGAAUCGUGUGGUAGAUCUGGUGGAGUACAUGCAUAAAGUUGAUUCUGGGGAAGAGACUGCAAUGAGACCAGACGAAGGUUCGGUAAACGAUGAUGCAUAGAGAUCGUGCAAUGUCAUUUCAGUGUUCAAAUAAAACGUCACAAUAAUUAGA
Megalopta genalis is the source of this 1286-nucleotide messenger RNA. Its product is annotated as glyceraldehyde-3-phosphate dehydrogenase. Gene Ontology annotation, molecular function: NAD binding; glyceraldehyde-3-phosphate dehydrogenase (NAD+) (phosphorylating) activity; NADP binding. The record is from RefSeq and is a predicted model, not a curated record. Gene Ontology annotation, cellular component: cytosol. NCBI's taxonomy places the organism in Eukaryota, Metazoa, Arthropoda, Insecta, Hymenoptera, Halictidae. Gene Ontology annotation, biological process: glucose metabolic process; glycolytic process.